UGAAGACAAUUUUUCAAAAUGUAAUGUAUAAAUCAAUGAUUUUUUUUAGCAGAAAUGUAUAAAUUAGACUAAAAUUAAUGUCCUAACUGGAAAAGAAAGUGAUAUUCCACAAAACGAGCAAAAUCUACAAACGUUAAUUAUGCAAAUAAGACUAACAAUAUUGCUUCUUUGUCUGACUUUGAUGAAAGCCCGAGCUGAGGAAGAAGAAUGUAAAGACAAGGUUAGUUACUGCAAACGAAUGAAAAGUUUUUGUGACCAUGCUACUUAUAAACAAUACAUGUUGGAUAACUGCAUUGCCACAUGCAAAAAAUGCCGAAAAGAUAUUGAUCCGGAUGGACUAUGUUUAAAAGACAAUGGAGGGUGUGAGCAUACCUGCGAUGUUGAAGAUAAAACUAUUAAAAAGUGCUCUUGUUUUUCUGGUUACACAUUGAAGAAAGAUGGCCUCACUUGUACAGAUGUCGACGAAUGUACAAUAAAAGGCAUCUGUUUACGUGGAAAGCAUUGUACAAAUGUUGAAGGCGGCUUCUUCUGCGACGAGGCAAAGUGUACUAACCCUGAAAAGCCUUAUUUAGGUCGACCUGACUGCUGCACUAAAGAACCAGAUACUGCAGAGUGUGGAGUUACUGCGCGUGGUGUGGAAAGAAUCGUUGGAGGAAAUGAUUCGUUCUUAGGCCAAUGGCCUUGGCAGGUUUAUAUUAACAUUGAUACAAGUAUUAUAUGUGGUGGAACACUAAUCAAUAGAAACUGGGUUGUCACUGCUGGACAUUGUUUCAAAGGUUUUUCAUCUGAAACAAAAAUGGAAUUAUUCUUUGGAGUGCUUGAACUAUCAAAAUUGAAGCAAGGACAUGUACAGAAGCGUAACAUGAAAAAGCAUAUUCUGUAUCCUAAUUGGAAUGAAGAUAAAUUUGAAAUCAACGAUAUUGCUCUCAUUGAGCUAGACAAGCCUGUCAGGUUUAACAGAUGGGUCCGACCAGUCUGUUUACCGAACGGAGAAAAACCAAAAAUAGGAACAAAGUGUUAUGCAGCUGGGUGGGGUUUGCAACAUGAAGACGAUCUUUCGCCUGCAACAAAGUUACAGCAUGUCGAUCUCCCCAUCGUGGAACCACAAAAGUGUAUAAAGGCUUACAAAGACGAAGACACGAAAGUUAAUAGAACAAUCAUGAUGUGUGCUGGAUAUGACGAAGGGGGUAAAGACUCAUGUCGGGGUGAUUCCGGCGGACCAUUUGUUUGUCAACGUUGCAAUAGUUGUGGGUGGUAUCUUGCCGGUGUAGUGUCAUUUGGCAGUGGAUGUGCUCAAAAAGGAUUUUAUGGAGUUUAUGCAGAUGUUCAUUACUUUGAAAAGUGGAUUUCAGAAAUGACGAAAAUUCCUGUGAACAACGCAAAAUCCUGUACAGGACCAUACAUGGAAACGUGGUCCAAGUGGAGCACAUGUACCGUAACUUGUGGAAUUGGAGGAAAACAUACAAGAACAAGGCAAUGCCUGCAUAAAGGAAAAGUUAGUGAUCAAUGUAAUGGUCCUCUGAAACAAACAGAUGAUUGCCCAAGAAUAAGAUGUCCAAGAUUCGGAAGAUUCAGUGAUUGGUCGAAAUGUACGAAGACUUGUGGCGGUGGAUUAAGAACUAGAAUUAGAGAGUGUCUACAUGGUAAAAUUGGACAAGAUGGCUGUCCAGCGGACGAUGCUGUUGAAAAUGAAGACUGCAAUAAACAAACAUGUCCGGUAUGGGAAGAUUGGUCAGAAUGGAAAACAUGUACAAAAACGUGUGGUACUGGUGUGGAAGCUCGAACAAGAAAAUGCAUUGGGGGGAAACCUUCAGAUGAAGGCUGUGACGGAAAGGCUACUGAAGAGAGGAAAUGCAACGAAGAACUUUGUCCUGGAUGGAGUGAUUGGGGUCCAUUUGGCCGUUGCUCAAAGACAUGUGGUGGAGGAACUCAAGUAUCAGAAAGGCAGUGUAUCGGGAAAAAAUGUCCAGGCGAAGACAACAAAAGUCAAGUUUGUAACAAACAAUUAUGCCCAGUAUUUGGCAAAUGGAGUAACUGGGAAUCUUGUGACGUUACCUGUGGCGGAGGAUUAAGUCAAAGAAGAAGGUCAUGUGAAAACGGAAAAAUUGGCGAAAUUGGAUGCGAAAAAGAUAAAGAAUCAGAACAACAGAAAUGUAAUACUCAACUUUGUCCUGAAUUCACAUCCUGGUCAGAUUUUACAAAAUGCUCAGUGACGUGUGGCGGUGGAACACAAAAAGCAACCCGUACAUGCAAGAAUGGCAGGGUUGGACAGGAAGGUUGCAUUGGCGAUACCACUAAAACUAGAAAAUGUGGUGAAGAUGAAUGUAUAGGCAACUUUGGAACUUGGAGUGUUUGGACAAAAUGUUCUGAAACUUGUGGCAAUGGUAUCAGGACGAGAAGUCGAUCUUGUGAAGGUGGAACAAAAUGCAUAGGCAAAAGUCAGGAGUCAGAAGAUUGCAAAGUAAAAGAAUGCCCUGUAUUCGGCAAAUGGAGCCAAUGGACCGUUUGUUCAAAUACAUGUGGAGGUGGACAGCAAUCUCGAUCUCGCGAUUGUUUACAUACGAACAACCCAGAAGAUUGUGUUGGAGAAGCCAGUCAAUCACAGAACUGUAACGAACAAAGGUGUCCAGGCGUGUGGAUGCCAUGGACAGAAUGGAGUGAAUGUGACGUUACAUGUGGAGAGGGAACUGAAACUAAAACUCGAAAUUGUGAGGGAGGUGAAAUCGGCAAGCCAAACUGCGACAGCGGGGAAGCCGAAGAAACAAGGCGAUGUGUUUUAGACGCAUGUCCUUCUAAAUGGGGAAAUUGGGGAACAUGGACCUUUUGUUCAAAAUCGUGUGAUCGAGGCAUGAAAACAAGAAGAAGACCAUGUGAUGGUGGAAAACCAGGUGAUGGAGAUUGCGUUCCCGCAUCAGCACAAAAAGAAGAAGAAGCAUGCAAUGAAGUCACCUGUAGAGAUUGCUUUGACGUAGCAGGUUUUACGUGGUGUGCUACAUACUUUACUAUAAAAGAAAACUGCAAAGAAUAUCCAGCGCAAGCACGUCAAUACUGUGCACUGACUUGCAGUUUGUGUCCAGGAUUGCACGAGCAUUGGCAAUCUUGGGGACCCUGUUCUAGCAGCUGCGGAACAGGAUUUCGAACUAGAACAAGAGAGUGCAAAAAUAAAGAGUUGGGUUGUGAAGGCGAAUCAAGCGAAGAAGACGUUUGCAAAGGUCCAUGUCAAGGAUUUAACCCAUGGGGAAAAUGGACAACAUGUACGGAAUCGUGUAACGGUGGAACAAGAACUAGGCAGCGAACUUGCUCUUUUAAAAAAUGUGACCCGGAUGAAAAUGGAAAUACAUCUAAGACAGACAAAGAAAAUUGUAACUUAGAACCAUGCCCGGGCAAAUGGGGAGACUGGGGUGCAUGGGAAUCCUGUAGUACGACAUGCGGCGACAAUGGAGAACAGAUAGCAAGAAGAACAUGUGAAGGCGGUAGGGCAGGAGGGCCGGGUUGCCUGGGCCUUGCUACGAAAACGAGACCAUGCAGAAAUAACAAUAAAUGUCCUGGGAAAUGGAGUGCUUGGACUAAGUGGUCCCAAUGCUCGGUUACUUGCGGUGGAAAAGGAACACGCACGAGAACACGCACAUGUGAAGGGGGAGUUGAGGGCCAGUCUGACUGUCCUGGAUCCGCAACACAGACAGAAGACUGCGACGAAGAAAAAUGUACUGCAAAAUGGGGAGACUGGGAAGAUUGGGGUGAUUGUGAUAAAGACUGUUCUCGUACCCGAACAAGAAAAUGUAUAGGCGGAACAAAAGGAGAUCGUGGAUGCGAGGGUGAAGGCGAGCAAACUCAAGAAUGUGACAGUUCUCAAUGUCCCACUGAUGGCUGCGAUCCGAAUAAAAUCGAUUUACAUAUAUGGUGCAAUUCGCUAACAACGGCAAAUUGUUAUGACCCGCAGUACGAACAGGCAUGCCCGUGGACAUGCUGCAAGGUUCUCGGACAAGUACCUUGCGAAGAUGAUCCAGCGCAAAAAGAUAGCUACUGUGUUCCAUAUCAAGCUUACUGCAAUGAUCCGACCUAUAUUGCCACUUUCAAGCAAUACUGUAGAAAAACCUGCAAUUUCUGUGAAUAAUAGAACUUUUCAUUCUAAUCGAAUCGGCAUUGCACGAUGUAAACCAAGUUGUGUUUUUCGUGAAAUCAAUAUGUUCCCUUCAACAUUUCAUCAUAAACGUGGAUGACUGUUAUGUAAAAUAUGUUACUGCUUUUAAUAAAUGUAAUAUUACUAUGCGAUUAUUAAACAAAAUGUCUGUAUCACAAUA
Molecule: messenger RNA, 4301 nt
Organism: Styela clava
Lineage: Eukaryota; Metazoa; Chordata; Ascidiacea; Stolidobranchia; Styelidae
Biological process (GO): proteolysis
Molecular function (GO): calcium ion binding; serine-type endopeptidase activity
Source: RefSeq, a predicted model, not a curated record